CAUUGCAGGAGCCCAAAGAGUUGCUACUGACCCUCAAACACCAUGUCUAUACAACAAACGUUCGAGUCCCCGCCUCAAGAGUACAUCACCGACUCUCUUAGGCCCCCAAUUCCAAACCGCGACAGUACUGCAAUCUGGCAUAUGCGGACACUUUCUGAUGUCAUGUACUGUUCACAAGACUUAAAAUAUGCUAGAGGUACUUGGGGCUAUACCAUUCUUCGCACUGUAUACACUGAAGAAUCCGACCUGCUGUUCCCAAUUGCGGUGAAGAAACUUCAGAAAUGGGUUACCGAGUUUUGGGUUCACUGGCGCCGUUUCCCCAGAUGGGGUGAAAAGGGUGAAGAAGGAAGAAAGUCCAAUGGAUCUGUUAACGAUGAGGUUGCGCGUCGGUUCUGCGUUGAGGUCAUUGAAGAUAAGGAGAAUCUCAACAUUCCGAAACUGAAGGAUGCCAACCUUGAGGAUAUCAAACUCCUUUGUGAUCGCUUUUCCAGCUGGGCCAUUAGCGUGGGAGGAGAUCCAGAGGAGAGAGGUUUUGCGACCACGCCUAGAAUGCUGCUCUUUCUUGCCGUCGAUUCAACCUCACUCCAUGAUCUUGUCAAGCUAUCAGAUAAAACACCACCUCAACGUACACCGAGAGAUCUCCAAGAGAGAAUACAGUGGAGGAAUCGCGGGGACAGCUGGUUGUGGUUGUUUGAUUACCAAUCGAUCCGGGAUUACGAUCCGUCUACCGAUCCUCCGAGCUAUCGAGGAUGGAUGAAGUUGGAAGUUGCCGAUAUUGAACAGGCAUGGUUUUAUAAGGCGGGCAGAUUAGACAAGGAUGACAAGACCGUCGAGUGUAAACUCACUGAGGAGACUGAUGGAUCUAUGGGCUUUUGGUGCCAUGGUAUUUAGCACACAUGCAAAUUUGGCACAGAUCCAGAAUCAGCGAGAACCUUUCUGAGGCGAAAUCAUGGUAUCAAAUCAACACUUUGACAACGUCUCAAAGCCAGAGAGCAAAACGCAACAUCUUUCGCUGGCUUGCUCUCUGACCUCAUAUGCUCAUAUCAUCCCAUAAGGUUAGUUCACACAGUUCACAUAAUGUGUCCGCAAUAGCAAUCGUUCC
Molecule: messenger RNA, 1102 nt
Organism: Ilyonectria robusta
Lineage: Eukaryota; Fungi; Ascomycota; Sordariomycetes; Hypocreales; Nectriaceae
Exons: 2
Coding region: 43-891 (282 amino acids)
Source: RefSeq, a predicted model, not a curated record